Molecule: messenger RNA, 2389 nt
Organism: Strongylocentrotus purpuratus (purple sea urchin)
Lineage: Eukaryota; Metazoa; Echinodermata; Echinoidea; Camarodonta; Strongylocentrotidae
Exons: 2
Coding region: 267-2126 (619 amino acids)
Cellular component (GO): cytoplasm; nucleus
Molecular function (GO): protein binding
Source: RefSeq, a predicted model, not a curated record
GAUGGAAACCUUGGAAACGCCAUUAAUCGCAACAACAACAACAAGCAUUGACCCUCAGAGUCAGAAGUGUCUCCAAAAAGAUACCUUGAUCCAUGUGUCAGUCUGUUGAGUGGGGAAAAGUAAAUUCCAGACUACGGAAUCCUGUCCACAAAUCUCUCCCCGGAGCUCUAGAGUCUAAACUAGCCCAAAUCUGACGCCGAACUGGAGUGUUUCAAGACACAGUGAGCUGGUAUUGAUCUGCUGUCGAGUGAAACUUUUGACGGAAAAUGGCAUCAGUCAACCAGGACCAGCAACCAUUCAACUUGGCUUCAAGAAUGGAAUUGCCUAAUCCAGUGAGUCUUGAUGACAUGAAAGGAAUAUUUGCGUCCCAAAAUGUUGAUCUAGAUGCUAGAGACGAACGUGGUUGGUCGCCUCUGAUGAUCGCUUGUGGUAAAGAUAAGAAGGAAAUGGUCCAGUUCCUCCUUGAUCAUGGAGCUGACCCCAAUGCAAAAGGCUCCAAAGAUGGAAACACACCAAUGCACUUUGCUUCCAUUGGCAACAACUGUACAAAACUUCCACCAUUAGAUUAUUUUUAUUCCCGUCAGGGCUGGGACAUGCAGUCAAGAAAGGAGAUCCUUGGACUUCUCAUCAAUCAUGGCGCAACACUGACCUGUAACUUAAAUGGACUCGAUCCUCCUUGCAUGGCAGCAAUUUACAAUUUCCAAGACAUCGUUGAAUUUUUUGUGCAGGGAAAAACCCAUGAAUUGCGAUUGUCCAAUGCAGAAAAGGCAAGAGUUUAUGAAAUUCUUGGAGUGGCAGUGGGCCUUAAUGCUAACCUCAACGCACCCACUUGCAGAGGUGAGGAGCACCCAUGUACACAUUUCUGCAGAGCUCUGUCUAUUCACAAGGAAAAUAGUAUUAAACCCUAUGGGAAUCAUGGAAAGUCUGAAGUAGCUGCUUCUUUCUCUCUUUUCUCUGAAACAAAGGAAUGUAAGACUCAAGAAGACUGGGAAAACAUCAAGUCAGAUCAGUGGUCUUUAAAGAACCAGUGCUUCUUGGUUGCAGAAAGAGUGCUCCCAGAAGAAAUAAAAGAUAGCUACAUCUUUCGAAGAGUUUUCGAGCAUGGGCUUGAUGGCGUGAUGUUUCACAAGGGAAGGAACCAGGAAACACUGUCACAAUGCUCUCAGAUCUGUAGAGAAUUAAUACAGUUGGAGUUGGAAUCAAAACUUGAGCUUGGAUCAGUCCUUGUCUACCUAAUGACAGGUAUCCGUUACGGAGGAGAACUUGAACAUGAAGAAGUUGAUGAGUGUUACAAGUUGCUAGACCUUUGUCUGCAGGUGUUUAGUAAAGACUCCCAGGACCUUAAACUCGACGUUAAAUUGGUGGAUGAAGUUGGCGAUUUAUUGUUCGAUUUUGCUCUAGUUUUUGACUCUGCCAAGUCUAAGAAAAUGUUUGAACCACUGCUUCAGUUUGGUGAAGGAAUGGUAAGAGUUAUAAGAAUGCAAAUUGGUGAAAAAUCUUGUGUAUCAAUCUCUCACCGUAUCUUGGAACGCGUUAAGGAAUUGUAUUGGGGGUUUUCCGAAGAUAGGGUAAAAAAGGAUGAGUACCGUCGAAGGCAACUGAAAGAGAAUCGUAUGAGGCGUUUGAUCUUAAGGAUGAUGCGAUGUGAAGAUGCAACUCAAAUUGACUCUAACGGGAACUCAAUGUUGCAUUCGUUACUCUGUCUUGAUGGCCAUGCCAGACAUCAGUUCACAAAGGAAAUUGCUCUGAUCCUUAUCCGCAAUGGGUGUGAUAUUGAAGCACGAGAUGCUGAUGGUUUGACAGUGAAAGAGAAUAUCUGUAACAGUAGACGUUAUGAAUUUGAUCCAGAUGCACCAGAAAAUGAAGAGCUAAUGACCCUGCUGUCCCCACCAAGAACAACGUUACCUCUUCAAGAAAUAGCAGCAAGAACAAUCCUUCGCUGCAAGAUCCCGCAUGAGGGCAUAGUACCAAGACAUCUGUCUGUUCUUCUUACAGGGGAAGUUGAAUACUCAGACUCAGAACUUUAUCUAUCUCCUAGUGACUGUGAGUCAAGUGCAAGUGAGCAAGGUGAAUGGGGUUAUUCCAGUCCUGAUGGUAGUGUAUCUGAUGGUGUUAUGUCUGAUUGACAUGAUACUCCCUGGUCUCAUUAAACUUAAACUAAACGCUCUGUCACUAGUAAUACACUUGCCCUCCAGGACCAGUACCAGACCCAGUAAACAAAUAGGUGAUAGGGCUUUUUAAGUUAUUGCCCCAAAACCCUGAAUGCCUAACCCCCUGUCUUGCAAUGCGUGUCUUCAAACACAUCUUUUCCAAUUUCUGUAAAUAUUCAUUUGUUCUUUAUCAAUUUAUGCUUUGUAUAAUAAUGUUCUCUUGCUUUGUUUGUAAUUAU